AUGUCCUCCAAUAGCAAUAUGGAAAAUAAUCAUGAGAAUGCAGCUGAUGAUUUAGUAGGAGAAAAGUAUGAUGGGUUAUUGUAUGAAAUUAAAGAUCUGGAGGAAAUAAUGAUUACACAGUUCCAUAAUUGUGAAGCUGAAGAUAAAGUUAUAAA
Molecule: messenger RNA, 155 nt
Organism: Ambispora gerdemannii
Lineage: Eukaryota; Fungi; Glomeromycota; Glomeromycetes; Archaeosporales; Ambisporaceae
Source: the annotation of a GenBank genome assembly